AUGCCUUUGAUCAUGUCUGAAGAAAUUGAAAUUACUGAAGAAAAAACCCAAAAACAACAAGACAGUUGGGACGAUAUUUGUGUCAAGGUUGAGUCUUGGCCGUCAAGUUCAACUAAUGAUAAAGAAGAUUCUUUUGAAACACCUUACCACUUGUCGAAUUUGACAAUCAAUUCUUUGUAA
Molecule: messenger RNA, 180 nt
Organism: Dentiscutata erythropus
Lineage: Eukaryota; Fungi; Glomeromycota; Glomeromycetes; Diversisporales; Gigasporaceae
Source: the annotation of a GenBank genome assembly